ACGAAUUGUCUACGCCGUAGCGUUGUAGUACCGCGAUAACUAAUAAUAGUAGUAUAAUAGGCAAAAUGUAAAUCACUAUGAACAUUGCAGAGAGUCGUAGUAUUUAUAAAAGCAUGGAAAACGGCAGCAUGGAUAAUUCAGGAAAUUAUCAAAUCUUUUGUAAAAUAUUAAAGUCCAUUCGACUUAAAGUGAAUUAUUGGCUUUACAAAAUUGUAUCAAUCAACUUAACAAUGGUUAUUGCAAAGAUAUACGAAUACGAAGAAAACGCGAUUAUCCUUGUUUACUUUGUAUAUAUUUUGUGUCUUUCUUUUGUUCGUAGUUUAAUAGUUAGCCUGUGCGUAGGCUUUGGCUACUUCAACCAAGAAUCACUGACGCGCGUUAAGGUCAUUAGAUGACACUAAAUAUUCUAGAGUUGUAGCACUUCUUUGUAUCGUAAGAUUGGUCGCAUAUAUCGAUACCGCAAAUGACGUGAAUAAACCUUGUAUUUAUACGUAGUAAAAGAUCAAAAAGAGUUAUCAAAGAUUAUGGAAAAAAUAAUUUGUAUUUUUUGGUAAACAUAACUUUAAAACAACAAAAAAUUGUUUAAUGAAUAUUAAUAAUUUUAAUAUGAUCGCCAAAAUAUCGUCACUCUCACCAGCAGGACUUUCUUUAAAUGAAAAUAUAUAGUUUGCCAAGUAUGAAAGCACUUUGCAUUCUGGACACGCGCGCUUACCGCGUGCCUUGCCGCCCAAAGGAUCACGUAUAAAUACCAAGCCCAUUGAAAAAUUAAAUCAUUGUUGCUCCAUUAACCGGCCGGGCCGAACGUCUAAUUAAUCAAAUCUAAUGACAAAGUGAUAUAAAUAAAAAUGAAGUGUGUGUGCUUACUUCUGGCUUCCGUAGCGCUCGUGAGCGGAUACAGCAUCAGAGACAAUGAGAUUGAGACGGCGCGCUUACGGACAAGUGAUGAGUUGCUCCAGAGUGUGAUCAGUGAUUGUUUCGAAGCCGCAUCCCCCAUGUCCUGCCUCAAAGUGAAAGUUCUCUCCUUCUUCGACACUAAGCUUGGCGUCAGCUCCGAGUCUGCGAGGGCUCUCGAUGACAAGAACAUCGAUAAAGUGAUCUUCGACCGCGUCGGCAAGUACCUCAGCAACAAUGAGGUCAGGUUCCAGCUGCCGGAGUUCCUCUUCGAAGGUGCCGAGGUGUCCUACAGAGCAGACAGGGGCUUGGAUGUGGAGUUCCCCAAGACUGACAGUGAAAACGGUGAAGCUCGAGGCAUCUUGAAGAAGAAGCUGCUGCUGCCCGUCCUUCUGCUGCUGAAGCUCAAGAUGAAGGCGCUGAUGCCCAUCCUGGUGGCCAUCAUCGGUAUCAAGGCCAUCAAGGCUCUGAUCCUCAGCAAGCUCGCCAUCACCCUCGUCCUCGGAUUCCUCAUCUACAACUUGAUAAUGAAGAAAGGAGCCAUGCCCAUGAUGAUGAUGCCGCCUACGGAAGCCGCUCCUCCCGCUCCCCAAUACGGUCCCCCGGCCUCUCAGUACGGACCCCCCUCGACAUCUGCUCCCUCCGCCCCCCAGGACUCGUACGGGCCUGCCUGGGAGCCAGCGAGCAGCGGCCCCUACGCCCGUGUGUGGGACCCCUCGCAGCUGGCCUACAGCUCGUACUACCCCAGUGACUCCAGCUCCUCAGCUGCCUCCAACCAGUCUCCGAGCUACUCCAGCGUGUCAUCCGUCUCAUCGUCCAUCUCAUCAUCAUCAUCAGCCACACACUAAACGAAUUACCUCAUGUAAAUAGCACGGGAAACGCAUUGUACAUAGUGUUUUGACGCACGCACCAAUGAAACGGCUAGGGUCUAGAAGAGUUAUUUAUUGACGAUAUUUAUUUUUUAUUUAUUGAGAACAAUAAAGAAACUGUCGUUUUACUGAUGGUAAA
Molecule: messenger RNA, 1899 nt
Organism: Trichoplusia ni (cabbage looper)
Lineage: Eukaryota; Metazoa; Arthropoda; Insecta; Lepidoptera; Noctuidae
Exons: 3
Coding region: 846-1739 (297 amino acids)
Source: RefSeq, a predicted model, not a curated record